Molecule: messenger RNA, 13529 nt
Organism: Megalobrama amblycephala (Wuchang bream)
Lineage: Eukaryota; Metazoa; Chordata; Actinopteri; Cypriniformes; Xenocyprididae
Product: sacsin-like
Exons: 8
Coding region: 206-12997 (4263 amino acids)
Source: RefSeq, a predicted model, not a curated record
UUGAUUGAAAACUGGUUUAUUUUUUAACUCAUUCACUGAAUUAUGAAUGAAGGAGGAGUGUGAGUUUCAUUUUUGCUAAACAGGCUGCUUCUAGUGAAUAGAAACCUAGAGAAUCCGCAAGCGCUGAGUGGCUUUAUCAGUCUCAUUCUGAUCGCUGGAUUUCACUCUGCAUCAGGACCACUGAAGGAGAAUGUAAAGAAGCACAAUGAGUUCAACAUCGAGGCAAAAGAAGAAAAAGAAAAAUAAAUUUGGUGCGACGUCUCCACCGUUCAUUGAUUACUUGAAAGAAAUUUUGAGAAGGUACCCAGAUGGGGGACAAAUAUUGAAGGAGCUGAUACAGAAUGCAGAUGAUGCAGGAGCUUCACGUGUGGUGUUUAUUCAUGAUGAGAGGCAUUAUGGGACUCAGAGCCUGUGGACUGAAGAGCUUGGACAGUAUCAAGGACCUGCUCUCUAUGCCUUCAAUGAUGCAGCCUUCACAGAGGAAGACUGGGAGGGAAUUCAGAGAGUUGGCAGAAGCAUCAAGCAGGAUGACCCAACAAAAGUUGGGCGAUUUGGGAUCGGUUUCAACUCUGUCUAUCACAUUACAGACUUGCCAUGUGUAUUUAGUUCUGAACACCUUGCCAUUUUUGACCCACGAAAGAAAAUGUUUGGAGAUGAUGAAGAAGGCUAUCGAUGGUCUUUGAAUGACGAGGAGGACAGAGAGAGCCUUUUGAACUUGAGAGAUCAGUUUCAGCCCUUUCAAAGUGUUCUCAGUCAAGUCAACAGUUGUUCCUGGGAGAAGGUCAUCAGUGAGGAGCAAUACUUCAAAGGAACGCUUUUCCGUUUCCCUCUGCGUAAUGAAGCUUCUGAGAUCUCCGAUAACUUGUAUGACUUCAAAAAAGUUACACAGCUUUUUGACAGUUUCAUUGCUGAUGCAGACAUCAGUCUUCUUUUCCUGAGAAAUGUGUCAUCCAUUACUUUGCUGCAUAUUGACACCAAUGGCUUCUGCAACAAUAGGUUAAAAGUUUCAGUGUCGAAUCAAUUUGACACAGACCUCUCUCAUGUCAAGCAGGAAUCAUUUGACAGAAAAACUUGUUUCAAAACGGUAUCACACAUUUCCCAUCAAAUGAAAGAAACAAAGUCCCAGUGGCUUGUGACAACUUGCCUUCUGAAACACGGAUCUAUACCAGAAAUUGACUCUCUAGCCAGUAAGCUGAGCUUCUACCCUCAAGCUGAUGCAGCUUUUCGAUUAGAUGAAGACAGAUCACUUUGCAGUGGGCGACUAAGUUGCUUUCUGCCACUUCCAAAUAAUGAAUCAAACAAAACUGGGCUUCCCAUUCACAUCAAUGCUUGCUUUGGCCUGACAGAUAAUCGGAGGUUCAUUAAGUGGCAAGAGGAGGAUCAGAAGAAUGAUGAGUCUGCAAAGUGGAAUGAGAUACUUAUAAAAGAUAUUCUUCCUCAUGCAUAUCUUAUGAUGAUCCUGGAUGCCAUUCAGUUAUCCAAAAACUCAACCCUGCCUGCUGCCACUGUGUACAAUCUUUGGCCUGACCUAUCCAAGACUGUACAUAAAGACAGAUGGCAUGAAGUUGCAACAGACACUCUGAAGGGUCUAACUGAGUACAAUAUCUUUCACCUUGCUGAAGAUGAGAAAAUCUGGGUGUCUCCCUCAGAUGCGGUUCUUCCAGUCAACAAUAUAUGUAGUGACACAAUGUCUGCAAUAUCAAGAUUACUGAUUGCUGAAGGAGAGAACCUGGUCACACUCCCAGAACAUGUUUUGAAAGAUGUUCAAGAAAUCUUUCCUAAAAGUGACACCUUGACAUGGGUGACUCCGUCUUAUGUUAGAGAUGUCCUUCACAGAAGUAAGGUUGGAAACCUCAGUAAAGAUGACAAAUACUCUCUUCUUGAAUUUGCUCUCAGUGAUGAGAAGUACACAGAACUACAAGGCCUUAAGCUUCUGCCUCUCAGCGAUGGAACCUUCACUUCAUUUAGCAAAGGAGCACAGAACACUGUUUUGAUCGACAAUGAGAAGUUUCCAAGAACAUUGCUGCCAUUUUGUAGAGACAGAUUUUUACCCAAUGAUCUGAGCCAUUUUUGCACUAUGCAACUAAGGAAACUAGCAACAAUGAGCAUAUACAACAUAAUCGAUUUGGAUGCAAAUCAUGUUGUUGCACUCACCAAGAAGCACUUACCCAUGGACUGGAAGAUGACCCAAGGUCAUGUGACAUGGAAAACAGCAGAAGAUCAUCAUCCACCAAAGAGCUGGCUGGCUGAAUUCUGGAAGUUUCUUAGCACUGAAUGGAAUGAGUUAAAUGACUUUAUUGACAUGCCUUUAAUACCACUGGAGCCACUACACGGUUCAGGCAAUUCUGUAUUGUUAGCAAGGUUGCAGAGUAACACAACUUUGAUUUUUCAAAGGAGCACAGCGUCUAGCUUGUCAGAUCAUGUUCAGAAAGUGUUAAGGAUGGUGGGGUGUACAGAGAUAAAAAGAGAUGAGUGUCUUAGACAUCAUGACAUUGAGAGGUAUGUUCUUCCAGCUUCACCAAGAAGUGUCCUACAAGCCUUUGUAAACUCACACAGAGAUCAGGUCAUCAAAGGCAUUGCCUCUGCAUCAUCACAGGAAAUAGAGGAGUUGAAAGUGUACCUCUCUUCUUUAAAUUCUCUGUCAAAUGCAGAAAAGAACUUGCUUUCCAUGUUGCCAAUCUUCAGAAUAAUGUCUGGGAAAUAUGUUGCAGUUCAAUCAAAGCAAGCAGUUGUUUCAACCACCAAUUCAGCCAUUCCAAAUGAUCUGCCAAUGCCUGAGACCAUUGUACAGUGUGCAAAUGAAGCUGAUCGCAGACUUUUGACUCUUCUUAAUAUUGAACUCUUAGAUGCAGUUAAUGUGGCUGUUCAUUUGGUUGACUGCAUUGAGACAGCCUCUUUCAAAAAAAAUGAGGAACAGACAGUAAUGACCUGGAUAUUGAAUAAUGGUAGCAUUCUACUCUCACAAAGUGAGCAGCUGCUCAUGAAAACUAAAAGUCUCAAAUUUAUUGAGACAACUCAGGGAGAUCACAAACAAGCUUCAGAUGUUUUUGAUCCAAGAAACGGGACAUUUCAGGAUCUUUUUGGGGCAGAUUUCUUUCCCCCACCUAUUUACACAAAGACCAAGGAAAUGCUUCAGAGUUUGCAAUGCCUUGGCCUAAAGACAGAGCAAAAAGAAAUAUUAACAGAAAACAUACUCCAAGUCAUAAAUCAUAUUGAAAAGCUUUGUGUCUACUCACCAGAUAAGGCAUUCAAAAAAGCACAUACUCUUGUUCGAGUCCUGAAUGAGAAUGAUUUUCUUUCAAAAUUCACCAAGGCACAGAUAGAAGAGCUGAAGCAAAGACAGUGGGUUCCCUGUGAAAAUCCAAAGUUCUCAAAUGCAAGCAUUUGUAACAUUAAGAGUGGUUUCUAUAAGCCAGCUGAAGUAAGGGAUUCAAAAUAUUCUUCAAUUGUUGGAUAUGUAAUGCCACUUACCUCUGAGCUAACAGGACAUGUCUGCAAAAUUCUUGGACUUUAUGAUCCCCCUCCUGCUGAAAAAGUCUUGGAGAACCUCACUGCACUGAGAUCAAUAGUCAACCCAAAUUCAGAUUUUCAGUUUAAAACCAAGCUGCACAGUACUUACAAAUUCAUGCAAGACAACAUGAGAAAUUUCACAGAUGUAAUGGACACAAAAAGCAUCCCCUGGAUAUGGAAUAAAAGUGAGUUUGUCUGUCCAGGAGAUAUAGUUUUAGCCUAUCCAUCUGAACUGGAUCUAAGCCCCUACAUCAAGAAAGUGCCUGAAGAAUUUUUGCAAUAUGAAAACCUGCUAACAAAGUUUGGUGUGAAGAACACACUGUCCGAUGAGGAGAUUGAAGACAUACUCCAUGACAUAAAACAAAGAAUUGACUGCAGGUGUCCUCCUCAUGGAAACUUGACAGAACUUAAAGUGUCAAUUGCCAUUCUUGACUGGAUGCGAAAGAAUGAGAAGCUUUUAAAAGACAGUACCCCUGUGCCUGUUAUGGCACAAAAUCAAAACUUUACUCUGCAGUCUUUGUCAAAAACAGUCUUCUGUGACAUCAGUGCUGAAGGACUUGAUGACCUGAAACAAGACAAUGAGGAGUUCUAUGUCAUUCAUGAAGAAGUUCUACCCAUCACUGCAAGAUGGUUGAAAGUCCCAUUCUUAAGUACUCGCAUCUUAAAACCACAGUUCAUACAAGCAGAGCAAGAUUCCUUUGGCAUAGAACAGUGUGGGCAAUCUGAACCAAUUACUCAAAGAAUUAAAAACAUUCUUAAAGAGUAUGAUGAAGAAAGUGACAUUUUCAAAGAACUCCUACAAAAUGCUGAGGAUUCUGGGGCAACCACAUGUAAAUGCCUCCUUGACUUCAGAAAACACAAAGAUCCCCCUGAAACACUCUUUGAUCCUGGAAUGUCCCUCUGCAAUGGACCAUGCCUUUGGAUCUUCAACAAUGAGCUUUUUUCAGAAGAAGAUUGGAGAAACAUUGUCAAAGUGGGGUCAGCAUCAAAGGAAAAAAAGGUUGAGAUGAUUGGAAAGUUUGGGCUUGGAUUUAAUGCUGUUUACCAUGUGAGUGAUAUUCCCUCGAUUUUGAGUGGGAAAACCCUUCUCAUACUUGAUCCAAAUGUCACCCAUUUGGAAAAGCACAUAGUCAGCAAAGGAAACCCAGGAAUUAAACUUGACCCAUUCCAGGAACGACUGUACAAAAGGUUUCCUGGACAGUUUAAAUCUUAUGAAGGAAUUUUUGAUUGUGAUCUGUCAGUGCAAAACAGCAAGAAAGCUUAUGACGGCACCUUGAUCAAAUUACCAUUUCGCACUCUGGAGGAGGCCAACAAGUCAGAGAUCAGUUCAAAGGUAUAUGAUGAAGAGCGAAUUAGGAGUUUUAAAAAUCAUUUGACUGACAACUCACAAACACACCUACUAUUUCUGAAAAGCAUUACAUCUAUGUUCCUUCAAAUUGUCCCUGAAAACGCAUCGACUCCUCCAAGGAAUGAUAAGAUUCAGACUCCUCUCAAAAUAUCCAGAGAAGUCAUGAAUUCAUUUCCAGUCUCGAUUGACACAUUUCUCCAAGAAAUCGAGAACACCUUCAGAAAUAGUGAUAUCAAAUGCCACAACAUUAUUGAUGUCAACAAAGCAAACAUUGUUAAAAUAGUUCAAGAGCAGUCAGAUAAAUCUUUCACCCAGUAUUGGCUUUUGUACUCAUGUUUUGGGACGCAUGCUUCUUUGCAAAUGUUUCAGAGAGGAAAUGAACAAGAACAUGUGUUUUCAUUUCCAAUGGGAGGUAUAGCUGUACCUUUGCAUAGAGAGGCAAAAGCUAACACAUGGUCCCCUGAUGAAAACCUCUUUGGCCAGGCUUUUUGCUUUCUUCCUCUCUCAAUUGAGACAGGUCUUCCAGUCCAUGUCAAUGGAACUUUUGCAGUCACAUCUAAUAGGAAAAGUCUAUGGGAAAAAGGAGUGAAGUCUGAGUGGAACAAAGCUUUACUGAAAGAUGCUGUAACUUCUGCCUACAUUACUACACUGCUUGAGCUGAAAAAAAUGGCCCAAAAUGGACAUAUCCAGAACUAUUCCUUCCAUACAUUCUGGCCUAACACACAGACAGUAAGCAAAGCAUUUUUACCCAUGGUUAAGUCAUUCUACUCAGCAGUUGUGCAGAAUGCCAAUGGCAAAUCUCUGGAGCUUUUCAGCCAUGGAAAACAUUGGUGUUCAAUGGACAAUGUGAGAUUUCUUAAUCCAAAAAUUGAGGAGAACCAAGAAAUUGGAGACAUUGCCAUGGAAGUGUUCUUGAGCUUGGGAGCUUCAUACUCCAGUGUUGUUUUUCUUCCAUCAUGGGUAAGACAGAGUUUCAUCGACUGCAGCUUCAAGCUGGAGAUCAAACAGAGAACAAUCAACUGGCCUGAAUUUUACAACAUUGUUUUUAAGAACUUGAGCUCUCUGAACACACACAGCAGAAAUAUUCUUGUGCUGAAUGCCAUUGACUUGAAUGAUCCUGCUGUUGAUGACUUACUGAAAAGUUACCCUUGCAUUCCAAUACAGAGCAGUAAGAACCUUCAAUUUAUCAAGCGACUUGUGAAUAGUUCUGGCAAAAUGGCUUAUUUGUAUGAACUUGAGGAAGGACGUUUUCUUGAAGGAACAGCAAAUGACUUUCUCUCACCAAAAAAGAUUCAACGACUUUCAGAGUUGGGAAUGCUGAGUGACCACCUCCCUUUAGAGGACAUCAUAGAAAGAGCAGGGAAGAUAUCCAGUGUUUGGCAACAGAAUAAAUUUAAAUGUCUUAGACAUCUUCAGAGUCUUAUGGAGUCAAUAAACGACUCCUCAGAAGAUGUGAAUUCUCUGCACUGGCACACACUGUCUCAAAUUCCAUUUCUUCCUGCCUUAGUUCCUUUAGUUCAGCAAAACAAGAAUGCCACUGUUCUUAAAAAACCCUCUGAAGUUUACAGUGACAUUUGUCGCAAUUUAGUAAGCAUGACAGAAUUCACAGUUGAUCAUUCAGCCCUUCAAAUACACAAUUAUGAUCCAGUUCUCCAAAAAUUGAGAGUACUGACAAAUCCAUCAGUUGAGACUGUGCUUCAGCAGCUGUUAAAAGCACACCAACACUGCAAUGCAUUUGGAAAUACUGCCCUCUUCAACAUUGUCCAGUCUUGUUAUGAAUAUCUCAACUAUUACUUGUUGGAACAGAAAGAUCCCAAUCCCAUUAUUGGCCAUGCAAAAUCAAUUCCAUUCAUUUUCAUUGAGGAUCACUUUGUAAAUGUGAGGUCAGUGGCCAAAAGUGAAGAAUUUGAAGAGAAACCAUAUCUCUAUGUGCUUCCAGUCAUCUUCUCCAAAUUUGAGAGGCUCUGGGACUGCCUUGGUGUCAACAAACAAUUCACAAAAGAGCAAUUUGUUGCUGCACUUAAUGAAAUUGAGGCUUUAAAUGGAUCUCACCCUCUCUCCAUGUCAGACCUUCAAAAGUGUGUUGCAAUACUCAUUAAAGGACUAUACAAAAUCAAAGAUGAAAAGGUUACAGACUGUCUCAUACCUGAUGAGAGAGGUGUGUUGACCUCUUCUAAAGAGCUGAGAUUUAAUGACAGCCCAUGGAUGCCUGUUGCAGCUGGUGUCAAGCUCGCCCAUGAUCUGAUACCUCGACCUGUGGCCUGUCAUUUUGGUGUAAUGACAACAAGACACCAUACUCUGAAGAAUCAUUUAGUCAGUGCGUUUCCCCUUCAUGCCAAAGAAUUUGGACAAACUGAGAAACUUACUGUCCGAAUAAAAAAUUUAAUUGGUGCAUAUCCAUCUAAAAAGGAUAUUCUGAAAGAGCUUAUUCAAAAUGCUGAUGAUGCACAGGCAACAGAAAUUCACUUUGUAUGGGACAAAAGAAAACAUAAGACAGAAAAGAUAUUUGGAAAGAAAUGGGAGCUGGUUCAGGGUCCAGCUCUUUGUGUGUACAACAACAGAACAUUUUCUGAUGCGGAUCUGGAAGGUAUCCAGCAGCUGGGGGAAGGAGGAAAACAUGGUACUUUAGGGAGAACUGGUAAAUAUGGACUUGGCUUCAAUUCUUUGUAUCAUCUGACAGAUUGUCCAUCCAUCCUGACUGGUGACAAAUGGCUCUGCAUUUCUGAUCCAAAUUUAAAAUAUGUGGAAGAUGUAACAGAACAGUCCCCAGGCUGCAAGUUUUUACUUGAUGAUGAAUUAAAAAAGUCUUUUGAGGAUGUUUAUCAUACCUUUCUUCCAGAAAUGUUUGUACUCAAUUCUGGAACAAUGUUCAGGCUCCCUCUCAGGACAGAGGAAAUGGCAGAAAAAUCUGAAAUAUCUAGACAUACAGUCACAGACCAUGACAUGAAGGAAUUUUACUAUGCCUUGACUGAAGAACUAAUACUCUUCUUGAAACACAUCACAAAAAUACAGUUCUUGGAGAUCAGUGAAGAUGGAACACAUAAAUGUAAUUUCCUUAUUGAAAAGAAAUUCACAGAGAAGAACAUGGUAAGCAAGGAAAACUUUCACAGACAUGUUCGAGAAUCCCUCAUGUCAGGAACAGCAGAACCCUGCAAAACCAUCUAUGACAUGCAAAUCUUAUCUGGAAAUAAACAGUGGAAUUGGAUCAUUGCAGAGAGCUUUGGCUUUUCAAAACAAAACUAUAUGCAAAAAAACAAGCAAGAUGAUUCCAAAGUUCCUCAAGCUGCUCUGGCUGCAUGUAGGAGCAGCCCAUUUAACCACACAUUUACUGGCAGGGCAUUUUGUUCUUUGCCCUUACCUGGACAAACUGGUUUACCAGUUCAUGUGAAUGCAAAUUUUGAAGUAGAUUCUUCUAGAAGGGACUUGUGGAAAGAAGAUGGUAAUAGUCUAAAGACAGAGUGGAACCAGUCACUGAAAGUAAACAUCAUUUCACCACUCUAUGCUGACCUCCUGUUACAUCUGUGUUCAGUCAUGAAGAAGGAUACACCUGCAGCUCUUGUAUUGCUCGAGUCCCAGCUAGAGUCUUCUUGCCUUAAUUACUUUCCAUGCAUUUCUCUAGGAGUAGACAAAGUCUGGCAUGAGAUGAUCCAUGAGGUCUAUAAAUCAAUCAGCCAACGUGACCUUCCUGUGAUACCCACUGUACACGCUGUUUCUGAGUCAUCAAAUCUUUCACUACAAAAAUACACAGUUACCUGGUGCAGUCAAUCUAAACAACAUUCAGAAAAUUGUCCAUAUUUUUCAAGUGAAGAAAAUGAUGGAAUUUUCAAAAUUUUAGAUGACAUCGGGAUGAAAUUAGUACCAAACUCUUGGAAAAUUAAUGAAAUAAAAAAGAAUUUCAUAGGAGCUGGUGUGAAUGUGACAGAAGUCAGUGCUUCAACAGUGAUUAAUUUCUUGAAGCAUAGAUCUUUAAAUGAUCCUUCCCAGACAACUAGUGAUUUGCCUUUGCCCAUCAGCCAGACAUGGAUCAAAGACAAAACAAGAUGUUCAGAACUUCUGAGCUUCUGCUUGACAAAUGCCGAUGAAAAAAAUAUCCAUGACCUCAAUGGGCUGCCUCUUCUCCUCACAGAAGAUCAGAUGUUAAGAGUCUUUGACUCUAAAUCCCCAAAGCUGAUAUCAAGAUUUAGCAGUCUUUUCCAAGGACAUCAAGAAAUGUUUGCAGACAAUGAUGUCAAUAAAAAUCAUGUCCAAAUUCUACAUGAGGGAGAGUUUAUUGAUGACAUAACAAUUGACAUAGCAGCUAUGUAUUUGAAACCAGAACUUGCUGAACUGCUCAGUCACUCAUUACCUGAUCAAAUGUGCCAGCUUUACAAAGCGGAGACAAAGACGAUUCAAUGGCUGAAAACAUUAUGGAGCUUCUUUGAUGAUCAAGAGAAAAGUAACCAAAAUGAAUGUCUGAAUGUCUUCAGUGAGAUAAAGAAGCAAUUUGAAAACUGCCCUAUCUUACCAGUAAUCUGCCCCAGUCAAAAUAACGCACAUUUCUUACAAACAAUGGGGAACAUAUCAAAAGUGAUUCAGUAUCAAAAUGAAAAAAUAGCAUCCAUUCUCAUAAAACUGGGGUUCAUGAAAUUAGACCUCAGCUUUUUCAGUGACCUCACAACUGAGUUCCGUUUCAAGUAUAUGAAUCCAGAACUCCUGCAAACAGGAGACAGCAGUGCUGUUUUGGGGCAGGUUUAUCAUGUACCUCAUACACAGUUUGAGGAACUGUCUAAAGAAGAAUGUGUAGAUCUUCAAUGCUUUUUACAACAUGGGAUCAGAGAUUCCAAUAACAAGAGUCAAGAUGUGUGGAUGCUCAAGUCUUUGCCCCUGUUUGAGUCAAUAACUGGAAAACGGAAAAAGAUUGAUUCACACAAAAUGAUAUUCAUUCUGAAUUCUUCGCAUUACACUGAUUUUCCGAACUUGUACCAGGUUGAAGGAUGUGACAGCAUUUUCCUCAAGCACACCUGGGUGAACCUAGAAUUGGCAGAACAUUUAAAUAUUAAGGUUCUAAAUGACUUGGAAUUCUGUGUACAGUUUAUUCUUCCUUCUGUGCACAUGAUGAAUGAGGCCAAGCUUCUUGAUUUAAUGCAGUUUUUAGUGGAGCUUGGACCAGUGGACCCCAGGGUUGUCUCUGCACUGGGAGAUGUCAGAUUUAUUCAAGACAUCCAUGGCUCUCUUCAGGUGGCUUCAUACUUCUAUGAUGUCAAUGUACCCCUUUACAGGGUAAUGCUUCCAAAACAGAGAUUUGUGCCAGAAACAUUUUGGGAGAUUUUCAAAGAUAAAUGUACUGAAGCACUUUGUCUCUUAAAGGACCUUGGAUUGAAACAUAAAGUGUCUAAUGAGGAGAUCAUUCAGUUUGCAAAACAAAUUGAAUCUGAAACUAGAGGCAACACUCCUCUAGAUGUUCUUAAGGAAAGAUCAAAUCUGCUCUUUAGGAUUGUUUUGUCAAAGAGUAAUGACAAAAACUCAAAUUUACUGAACAGAGUUGCUAACAUUAAAUUCAUCUUCCCAAUACAAAUUCAGCAAACACUUUGUUAUUAUCAUAAGGCCUUUGCUCAAGAGAGGGAGGUUGUUGCAAUCAGUGGAUCAUUGAUUGACAGAGACAGUGAUCACCAUUAUCUGAUAUGGACAUCUAUGUCAAUCCUACCUUCAGAACGCUGCUUUCCACGUCACAUAAAGAAAAUAAAGGAUGCCGGAGCCUUGGAGACUCCACCUCCUGAACAAAUAGCUGCUAAUCUGAAAAACAUCUGUACUUCUCAGUGCCACAGUGACAGAUUGUUGGAAACAAGAAACACAGUAUUUAGCAAAUCAUACGCAUACCUACAGUCAAUAAAUUUCGAUGCCUCUCUGUUCUCAGACCUUCCCAUUAUCUUGGUGGAAAACAGGACAAAACUUGUGAAGGCUAAACAAACAUCACUUUUGCUACAUGGCGCUCUUGAGUUUAGGCCUUAUUUGUACCGCAUUCCCUCAAAUUAUAUGAAAUUUGAAGAAUUCUUCAAGAAGAUUGGUGUAAAGGAGAGGCCCAGCAUCGAUCAAUAUAUCACUGUUCUUCAAGAAAUCUAUUCUGAUAGUUCUGACAAAGACAGCCUUCAGGCAAAUCAGCAGAAAGCUGUGAAGCGUGUUGUACAACAGCUGUUUUGCCUGCUGAAGGAGGAACAGAACAAAACCUCUUUCCAAAACAAUCAACUUUAUCUUCCAUCAACAGAUGGAAGACUCUAUGAAUCCAGCACUUUGUUUUUCAAUGACACAGUCUUCCAGCCUGCAAGACUUGAGGGUCCUUUGGAAACCAAGCUGAAACUGCUUGAAAAAUUAAACUGCUGCUAUCUUGGAGAUGAUCACUAUGAACAUCAAACAUUGUUGCAGCUCCUUCCCCAGCAAGUUCGCCCCAAAUUUCUCUCUGAUGUAAUUUCUGAAAGCCUGGAGGAAACAAGUGUCCAGUACUGUGAUGAAGGGGAAUGUGAAUUCAGUGGCUGGUUUGACAAACACUUGUCUUCUGCUGCUUUUCUUCAUGGACUAGUCUGUCUCAUCAGAGAAGACAGCAAAGGUGAGAUUUCACAGUCUGAAGCUGCUGGAAAGUGUGAAGAAAUCUUUUCUAAGAUUCAAAUUAUCUGUUGCAAAACUCUUCAAACUGAACUUCUCUUAAACCGUGAGCCACUUGAAGGUAGCAAGGCUGAAACAGAUGUUUAUGUGAAAAAACAGAAAGAUGGAUGCAGUUUCUACUUGAAACACAAUGAUGACAUGGCCUUCAAAGUAGUAAAUGAAGUUAAUAUGUGUCUUACUAAAGAAAUAAAUGCUCUUCUAAAGAACUGCCUGACCAACUCAAGCCUUCUAGUGCUUGGGCAACUUCUGCUGUGUGAUAACAUGGAGGAUGUUGAGAAAACAUUGGCAAAUCAUGGCAUUCAUAACAGUGGUCACAAGGAGGAAGGACACAGUGCCUUACCGAAACCUGGAUGUCGCAUUCCUGAAGAAUGGCACGACUGCCUUGAUAUGAACUAUCUUAACAACUUUGAAAGUGGAGAGUAUGUUGGCUUCAGCAAGGACGAAUCUGGUGAAUAUUUCUAUGCCAUUGUUGUAAACCGACUAGAUGAUUCAAUGGGACAAAUUAGACAUUUUCUUGCCAGAUAUAAAAUACAAGUUGGCAGCGAUGACUUCAUUGAAGUAAGCUCUCUUGACCUUUACCAAUUUAAAAGGGAAAAGAAGGCAACUGUGUCAACAGGGUCCACUUGCACAGAUAUAAAAUGUAUUUUGACAUCCAGGCCUCCACCCAACACAGAGUCCUCUUGCACAGAUAUAGAAUGUUUUUUGACAUCUAGACCUCCACCCAAAGUAGUCUUUCCAGGGACAUUUACAGAGAUCAAAAGUGAAAUUGACCAAAGCUUAAAUGAAAUCUGGAAUAUGUCAAGCGAGGACAAACAAAAAGCCAUUAAACGUCUCUACCUCCGGUGGCAUCCAGACAAGAAUCCAGGGAAUGAAGAACUUGCCAAUGAGGCAUUCAAAUACCUGCAAAACAGAAUUGAGGAACUACAACAAGGGGAAACUGAACAAAGCACAUCCUCAACCUGUAGAGACUUUCGCGAUUUCUAUGACACGUGGAACACAGAGGCACAAAGCCACAGGAGGGGACGCGAGAGGUUCUAUCAGAACUACUCUAGAAGGCAUUAUAACUUUUGGUCAUACCACAGAGAAACACCAAGGCCAAACAGAGGAGAGGCAAAACGCUGGUUUGAACAGGCUCAAUGUGACAUCAGAGCAGCUCACAACGACACUGGAGGAGAUUGCUCAGAGUGGUGUCUGUUCAAGGUGCAUCAGGCUGUGGAAAAGUCCCUGAUAGCAGCAAUGUACAAGAGAAGUGGACAGCAUCCCAACAACUGCUCAAUAACUAGCCUUGCUCAGCAGGUGUCCCAUUACAGCUCACAGCUGACUUCUUUACCCAACACUGUGAGGCAACUGACUGAACUUGGUGUUGAUGGCAAAAAAACCCAGUAUCCAAACCAUCACCAAUUUCCUCACAUUCCUAACAAGCAGUUCAGCCUUAAUAAUGCCAGACAGGCAUUGGAUAUUGCAACAAAUCUUUUAGAAAAAAUAGAAGUAUACAUUUCUUGAAACUACUGUCUAUGUUUCAUUGAGAGAAUCAUGAGUUCACCAGCCCAUUCAGUCUUAAUUGGAAAUGGUAAACAGACUUAGCUUGCUGUCCUUGAAGGAGGCUCAAGCCCGAGGCUCGGUACAAACUCUGAGCUAAACCCCCCUAUGACAGUACUGCGCAGAGGGAGAAUAAGAGAAAUAGAGGAGAUGGGGAGGAGGAGAGAUUCUGGAAGAAUUGUCACUGGGAUGACGCAGUGACUGCUGCUUAUAUACGCUCAUAAUGAUGAUUGACAGGACUGAAUGUUUAGGUUCCUCCCGAACCUACGUUUGGAACUACAUUUUGUACUGCUACCAUACAUAUUGGAAAUUCUUAAUUCUUUGUAAUCAUGUUUUGAUAAUUCUGGUUCCAAGCCUUUUUCUCCUCUUACAUACAAUUAUAUGCAACAUUUAUAUUAUUGUAUACUGGGCAUACAAGGUCAUGGGUUCGAUUCCCAGGAAAUGCAUGAAAUAAAUUGUAUAUCUUGAAUGCAAUGUAAGUUGCUUUAAAUGGAAU